UCAUUCAAUGUCCGUGUUAGUUUUUAUGAAUUCUCGGUAGAAAAGCAGUUUCGAAAAAAAUUUUUCAGAAUAAACUUAUUUGGUUUUAGUUUUUAGAUAUUUGAGUAACCCUAAAUCUACACAGAGAGGACUUUUUACUUAAACUGAUCGAAGGUACAACUUUGGCACGACUGUUAAGAAGUGGUUCACGUUGGUUCAAAUGAUGACUUAUACAUAGACUCUAACGGAAGAUCUACAUUAAGAAUUUGUACAUAAGCGAAGAAUACAACGGUAAUACGGCCCAGUAGACGACGAAUCAAGCGAGUCAAGCUAAUUAGCAACAGUUUAUCAGCCGCAACAACAUCAGCAUCAAGAGGAUAUUUGUACGCAUAGCCGAAGCUACGGAUCGCGCCCUGCAUUGAAUCACAGCAGCAGCAACAACAACAACAGCAAUCACUGUAACAACUGCAACAGCAGCAAUACAAAGUCCUGCAGCGGGAUACAAAUGGCGUCGAGUCAUUUAGAGCGCAGCAGCGGCCCGAGCAUGGGCGGUUCAGCUACUGGCGAACAGGCCCACACUCGUCAACACAGCAGCACAAUUGGACAGUCGCAGGGUCAGGCAGAGGCACCGAAACAGGGACAUGGUCAGGAAUACGGUCAGGGACAGGCACAGGGACAGGAACUAGGACAGGAGAAGGAACAGGGAUCGGCACAGGGUAAGGGACCGACACAAGGUCAGGGACCGGCACAGGGUAAGGCACCGGCACAGGGUAAGGCACCGGCACUGGGACUGGGCUACGGACGCGGCGACUCUCAAGCUGGCAGGACUAUCAAUGUCCCUAUCAUUAAUGGGCGCCUCAGCAACUCGUUUGGCAUUGGCGCCGGCAAUUUGCCGAUCAUCUACAGACACUGCUCCGAGUAUCAGACGGGGGUGCAUGCAAACCUGAAUCGCACUCCGCACAUUUACAACGUGCGCUCGUGGACUGGCUGGGAUGUGCCGCAGCAUCACCACCACCAUCAUCAGCACCUGCAGUUCGUUCAUCAGCACCACCAGCAUCAGCUGGCACAGCAGCAACAGUUGUUGCACCAGCACCAGCAGCUGGCACGCCAGCACCAGCUCUUCGAGCCGCUGCAUUCGUCGCGGUCGCAUCAGCUGAAUGUGAGCGCACCCAGCUUCACGCCAUCCAGUGCUAGAGCUGCUGAUGGCGCGGCAGGAGGAGUGGCAUCGGUCACAGCAAUACCGGCACCGGCUACUGCUGCGACAGCGUUCGCCAUGGCGGGUGCUGGCUUUGGCAUGGGCAUGGGCCUGGGCAUGGGCAUGGGUAUGGGUAUGGGCAUGCAUAUGGGUAUAGCUACGGGCCGAUGUCCGCCCAUACAGCUGGUGCCUAGCCAAUCCCAGCCGCAGCUACACGCCCAAGCGUUCUCGCACUCGGGCAGCCAGUCGGAGCGCACCAAUGGCAGGCGCCAACAGUUGCCGGAUCUAUUCCAAACGGUUAUCAAGCUGAUGCGUGAGCUGAACCGUUCGGUUAGCUAUCCGGAAAUGAUUGGCAUGCUGUCGAUGCGGCUGCAGCGCUUGCCAGUCGAGCUCAAGCGCCACAUACCCCACACACUGCACGGCGCCGUUGCCAAUGGCUAUUUGCGCAAGGAUGGCAAUUAUUAUACGCUGCUGUCGGAGCAGGAGCAGAAGGAGAUCAUGAAGCGCAACCAGGAGGCUGCCAAGCGGGCCAAGGAGCUGGAGAAGGAGCCGUUGUCGUGGCGCAUACGUUAGGAUCCAGCAUUUGUUUAGGCACAACAAUCACUCGAAGCAAUCUUGGCCGUUGCCAGGGAUUCGGAGUGUAGUUCAUAUGUGUUCAUAUAUGAUGUUUUUGUUUCCGCGUUACUUGAGCACCCACAACACCAUUCCAACCCCAAACCGCUCCUCCACCCCCUCACCACUCCCUACACUCCCCACCCCCACACUCACCCCUAUACAACCCCUCACACACACGCCAUGAAUCUAAGGAAAUGCCAAAUUGUCACAAGAAUACAUAUAUGUAUCUAUAUAUAUACACAGAGCGCUGGGCUGUUGCCGAGAGACAUUUGGGUAUUCUAUGAAAUUUAAGUUAUUCGUUUUAAUCGAUUUCAAUGGGCAAACCCUUCGUGUAAAAUAAUAAAAAAAUUUAAGUUCGA
Molecule: messenger RNA, 2148 nt
Organism: Drosophila mojavensis
Lineage: Eukaryota; Metazoa; Arthropoda; Insecta; Diptera; Drosophilidae
Product: filaggrin
Exons: 2
Coding region: 485-1747 (420 amino acids)
Source: RefSeq, a predicted model, not a curated record